Molecule: messenger RNA, 1146 nt
Organism: Closterium sp. Yama58-4
Lineage: Eukaryota; Viridiplantae; Streptophyta; Zygnematophyceae; Desmidiales; Closteriaceae
Source: the annotation of a GenBank genome assembly
AUGGUGGACGGUACGAAGCUUCCCAUCCAUGGCGAAGCAUCACUGCAACUGCAUAUAGAUUUCCUGAAGCGGUUCAACCCCGAGAUCGAUUGGGUCAACAGUAAGGUGUGCAUCUACAACAACGGGAAGCGGAUAGAGCUACGAAGCUGGACGGAUACAGGGGAUGUUUCUGAAACGACAAUGGCACGGUUUGAACGGACGGUGAAUGAGAGAAACACGGGUUUCCUAGCACUGGUCAUGGUAGCAGCAGAGGAGGAGAAGCCGAGUUCGGAGCUUCCUGCAGCAGUGAAGGAGGUCUUGGAGCAGUACAAUCUAUCGAAGCUGGACCUAUGGUCGGGUUACUGGCAGAUCAAGAUGGCGGACAACUCGAUCCACAAGACGGCGUUCCGUACCAGAUACGGCUCCUACGAAUACUUGGUGAUGCCGUUCGGACUCUGCAACGCACCAGCAACGUUCCAGGCGGAGAUGAACCAUAUCCUACGGUCCUUGCUGGACGAGUGCGUAGUGGUGUACCUGGACGAUAUCCUCAUCUACUCCAAGAACAUGAAGGAGCACGUGGAGCAUCUACGGAAGGUGUUCGAGUUCCUACGGAAAAACAAGUUCUACGUGAAGCUGUCAAAGAGUGACGUCGCCCUGAAGAAUGUGCAGCUUUUCGAGCACAUAGUGAGUGCGGAGGGCGUACACGUGGACCCGCGGAAAAUCGAAGCCGUUAAGAAGUGGAAAGUACCGGAGAACGUGAAGGAGUUGCAGCAGUUCCUAGGCUUCGCCAACUACUACAACAGGUUCGUGCCGCAGUACGCUAAGAUAGCAGCGCCACUGACCGACCUACUGAAAAAGGAUACGCCCUUCAAAUGGGAUACUCCUCAUCAGCAAGCCAUGGAGCAGCUACAGACAGCACUGACCACAGCACCAGUACUCAUCCUACCGGACCCAGACAAGGACUACGUGGUGGAAGCAGACGCUAGUGACCAGGCAGUCGGAGCAGUAUUGAUGCAGGAUCACGGACGCGGUUUACAGCCUAUCGCCUACCUUAGUAAGAAGCUACACGGAGUAGAACUAUACUAUCUGAUUCACGACAAGGAAGCAUCAGCCAUCGUAGCCUUCAAGACUGUGUUUUCACUGACCACUGCAGUGUCAAAUAUCUGA